CACAGAAGGCAAGAAACUAUAUAAAAAACAUCUCUCAUCUCAAUUAUGAAUUCUGAACUCAAGACACAACGCAACAUAGCAUAGAAAGAGAAAGCGCAGGGUCCGACCCGAGACCUCAUCUUUCGCCGUAGUGCUCGUUUUCAGAGUUACAAAGGAAUCGACCCAAAAGUGAGUUAAAAAAGGCCAGACACACACACACAGAGAGAAAGAGAUCGAGAAGAUAGCUUUGGUGUCAAACGCUCCCAGAUUCUUCUGCUGUGGACUCCACUUCUCUACUGUUCCACCAAUUCCUGCUCUCUGCUUCCACUCCGCACUACGAUUCUGUGAAAUCUCUGACUGGACGCUCUGUAAUUGGUGAUUUUGGAGCCAAACUGUUUCGUCCAAUGAAAAUCAAUCGCGAAAGUUUCCGUUGAUAUAAUUCGUGGAGAAUUUACUGAUAAAAUAGUUAUUCGUCGGCGAAAUUGAGCGAAUGCGUCUCCGAUCUUCAGCCGGCCGGGGACGUAAUCUGAGAGGAUCUGAGAAUUUUUCAUACUAAUCGAAGCUGCAAGUUCUCAAUUCCUGUGUGCGCUGCCGAAUUCAAACGGAAUUUGAAUUUAAUCUCGCAACGCUGUAGCGGAAUUGAAUUCUAUGAGAUAAGAGCGAAAUUCAAAAUUCCGUUGAAAACCGGGAAGGAAAAGGAAAACAGAAAAACGGAAAAGCAUAAUAUUCAGGUUUUGAUGGAGCUUCCUCAAGCACGUCCCCUUGGAACCGAAGGGAGGAAACCGAUGCAUGACUUUCUGUCACUCUACAGUAAUUCAACUGCCCAACAAGAUCCAAGGCUACCUUCUCAAGGAAGUUACCUCAAGACCCAUGAUUUCUUGCAGCCACUAGAACGGGUAGAAACAAAAGCCUGUGCAAAGGAAGAAGCCACAGAAGAAAUAUUAUCGGUGGUUCAAAAGCAACGUCCACCUUCAGUUGAGCACCUCUUACCUGGAGGAAUUGGGACUUACAGUAUUAGCCACAUUUCAUAUGUUAAUAAUAAUAAUAAUCAAAGGGGGGUUCUGAAACCAGAGACAUCAUCCCUUUUCGUGCGUCAAGCAACUAGUACGGAUAAGAAUGAAGAAAACUCUAACUGCAGUUCAUAUACUUCAAGUGGUUUUACUUUGUGGGAAGAGUCAUCAGGGAAGAGGGGAAAUACAGGAAAGGAGAAUAAUGCGGGCGAGAAACCCUCUCUAGGAGUGACAGAGUCUGCAGCGAAGCUAGGGCAGUGGACAUCAACGGAGCGAACGUCACAGUCGUUUUCUAACAAUCGUCACGGCGGUUUCAGCUCUCGCUCUUCAUCUCAGACAACUGGGCAGAAGAACCAGAGUUUUAUUGAAAUGAUGAAGUCUGCAAGGGAUAGUAAUGCCCAGGAUGAAGUGCUAGAAAGCGAGGAAACAUUUUUUCUCAAGAAAGAACCCUCCUCGAAUACCCAAAGAGAACUCAGGGUGAAAGUGGAUGCGAAGAGUACUGAUCAAAAGCCAAACACACCAAGAUCAAAACACUCUGCAACAGAACAGCGGAGAAGGAGCAAAAUUAAUGACAGAUUCCAAAUGCUAAGAGAGCUUAUUCCACACAGUGACCAAAAGAGGGACAAAGCAUCUUUUUUAUUGGAGGUCGUUGAGUAUAUUCAUUUUUUACAAGAGAAGGUGCACAAGUAUGAAGGUUCAUUUCAAGGGUGGAGUAACGAGCCAGAAAAAUUGAUGCCAUGGAGAAAUAAUGACAAGCCAGCAGAAACUUUUCAACCUCGUGGCACUGAUAAUGGAUCAAGUCCAUCUCCAACACUGCUGUUUGCUUCAAAGGUUGACGAGAAAAAUAUUACCAUCUCCCAAACAAUUCCUGGGAGUACCCAGAAUGUAGAAUCUGGCUUGAGCUCAGCAACUACCCCCAAGACAAUGGAUCAUCAUGCUGGAAUGAUGAACAAGGCUUUUCCAAUUCCUAUUCCUUCACAGCUAAAUUUCUUCACUCCAACCCAAAUAGGUGGUCCAGGUGGAGUAGUAUCUCAGCUAACACAUAGAUCAGCAUCAGAUGCUGAGAAAACUAAAUAUCAACCUUCAGUGGAAUGUCAGACUAUGACUGCUACCAAUGAAAAGCUGAAAGAGAAAGAGCUCACUAUUGAAGGUGGUGCCAUUAGCAUAUCAAGCGUUUACUCAAAAGGGUUGUUGCAUACGCUUACACAUGCACUUCAAAGUUCAGGGGUGGAUUUGUCACAGGCUAGCAUCUCAGUGCAAAUUGAACUUGGUAAACAAGCAAACAUCAGACCAAGUGUACCAGUGUCAGUGUGUGCUGCUAAGGAUGGUGACGUUCAUUCUAACAAUCAAAAGAUGAUGCGCUCUAGAGUUGCUAGCUCUGGGAAGUCUGACCAAGCAGUUAAGAAGCUAAAGACAUGCAGAAGUUAAUUCGAUCGUUAUAUUCAUUCUUUCUUUACUAUUAUAAUUCUUAUUAAUUAUUUGGGUUAACUUUUUAAAAUUAAUUUUUGGAAGGGGUAAUUAUGUCUUCUGCUGGCUUUAUUAUCCAGCGAGGGUGAGAUCGACUGUACAUUCAGUGCCUUUUUAGUUUGUUGGGAUCAUUAGGCUCACCCCAACAAAAUAAUAUGAAUUAUUUUAGUUUCUAAAUCAUAUAAAUAUAAAGGCUUCCAUACUAAUCGAGAAGCUAUUUUUUAACCAAGGCUUCUAUUCAUGUAUAGAUUGUAAACUCUCGCUCCUUUAUUUGCUGCAUAUUCUUUAA
Glycine soja is the source of this 2745-nucleotide messenger RNA. Its product is annotated as transcription factor BIM1-like. NCBI's taxonomy places the organism in Eukaryota, Viridiplantae, Streptophyta, Magnoliopsida, Fabales, Fabaceae. The record is from RefSeq and is a predicted model, not a curated record. Gene Ontology annotation, molecular function: protein dimerization activity; DNA-binding transcription factor activity. Gene Ontology annotation, biological process: DNA-templated transcription. The transcript is spliced from 12 exons. The coding region runs from base 717 to 2417 and encodes 566 amino acids.